Capsella rubella is the source of this 1094-nucleotide messenger RNA. RefSeq names its product transcription factor DIVARICATA. NCBI's taxonomy places the organism in Eukaryota, Viridiplantae, Streptophyta, Magnoliopsida, Brassicales, Brassicaceae. The record is from RefSeq and is a predicted model, not a curated record. The transcript has 2 exons. Bases 249 to 893 code for a protein of 214 amino acids. Gene Ontology annotation, molecular function: DNA binding.
GAGAGAGAGACAAAAGACAUCCCAAUUGCAGAGAAACCGUGUUGAAGUUGGUCUCUGAGCUGCUUCUUCCUUCCUUUUUUUUUCUUUCAUUUUUCUUUCUUUUUAAUUUACAGCUCUUUCCUUUUAUUAUAAUUCCUCCUCAAGAAUACCAGAGAAUCCGUAUAAAUUCCCCCGAACAGUUUCUUCCAACAAAUCUCAGGUUUUUGGUAUUUCAUACUCUCGAGUCUUUUCAGAAAUCAUCAACGGUUAUGGCGUCGAGUCAGUGGACGAGGUCGGAGGAUAAGAUGUUUGAGCAAGCUUUGGUUCUUUUCCCUGAAGGAUCUCCUAAUCGCUGGGAGAGAAUCGCUGAUCAGCUUCACAAAUCUGCUGGUGAAGUCCGGGAGCAUUACGAGGCUUUGGUUCAUGAUGUCUUUGAGAUUGAUGCUGGUCGUGUUGAUGUCCCUGAUUACAUGGAUGAUUCCGCCGCGGCGGCUGGUUGGGACUCAGCUGGUCAGAUCUCCUUCGGCUCUAAACACGGCGAGAGCGAGAGGAAAAGAGGAACUCCUUGGACGGAGAACGAACACAAAUUGUUUCUGAUCGGAUUGAAGAGAUAUGGUAAGGGAGAUUGGAGAAGCAUCUCUAGGAACGUGGUGGUUACGAGGACGCCGACGCAAGUCGCCAGUCACGCACAGAAGUAUUUCCUGAGACAGAACUCGGUGAAGAAGGAGAGGAAAAGGUCGAGCAUACACGACAUCACGACGGUCGACACUAACUUAGCUAUGCCUGGGUCUAACAUGGACUGGACUGGACAGCACGGGAGUCCUGUUCAGCCACCUCAGCAGCAACAGCUUCUGUCCGAGUUUGGUCAGCAAUUGAAUCCUGGUCAUUUUGAGGAUUUCGGUUUUCGGAUGUGAAUUAACAAGGGGGAGAAAUUGCUAUGGGUUUAGUUUAAUAGGGGUUUUACUCAUUUUAUGUGAAUAGGAAAGAAGAACAUAGGAUUGGGUAUUUUCUUAUACAGAUGAUGAUGAUAAUGGUGAUGAAAGAAUAAAAUUAUGUAUAGGAAAGCUUUUGUAAACACAUAUAUGUUUGGUAACCAUUUUGGUAUUUUGAAUCAA